Ipomoea nil (Japanese morning glory) is the source of this 1811-nucleotide messenger RNA. RefSeq names its product UDP-glucuronic acid decarboxylase 2-like. NCBI's taxonomy places the organism in Eukaryota, Viridiplantae, Streptophyta, Magnoliopsida, Solanales, Convolvulaceae. The transcript is spliced from 8 exons. The record is from RefSeq and is a predicted model, not a curated record. Gene Ontology annotation, cellular component: cytoplasm. Bases 262 to 1530 code for a protein of 422 amino acids. Gene Ontology annotation, molecular function: UDP-glucuronate decarboxylase activity; NAD+ binding. Gene Ontology annotation, biological process: D-xylose metabolic process.
UGUAAAGGCAGCGGUGAGCACUGCACGCUCACGCACAGGGCACUACCUCCAAUCCAAUCCUUAGCUUCAUCGAUCUUUCUCUCAUCACUCCCAAAAUUCAUGCAAAAGCAUCCAUUCCUCCUCGCCAUCUUUUAGGUCUUUCAAUUCUCACCCAAAUUAAACCAACCGCCCAUCUUUCUUCUUCCUUCCUUUUAUCUCCGAUCUUCCCAGGCCAAUAUUUUCUCGAUCAAUUCAAAUCGCCAUUGAUCUUCCAAUUCUCCGAUGGCUGACAUCAUCCACACACACAACCGCACACAGCCUCCUCGCCGCAGCAGGCGUCUCUCGCCAUCGUCCGCCGUGCAUUACGUCCUCCGAGAACAACGCGUGCUCUGCCUUCUCAUCGGCGUCGGCCUGUCGACGAUUAUCUUCGCGUUCGGCCCAUCGCACGGCGCCGGGAUCGCGGCGGCUGGCUCGGCCCAGUCGGCGCCUCCGAUCAUUCCUCGGAGGGUGAUGUACGAGACGUCUCAGACCUCGCUAAACGCCGUGAACGCAGGUGGAAGAAUUUCGAUGGGGUUCAAGAGAAAAGGGCUGAGGAUAUUGGUGACCGGGGGAGCCGGGUUCGUGGGGAGCCAUUUGGUGGACCGGUUGAUCGCUCGGGGCGACAGUGUAAUAGUGAUCGAUAACUUCUUCACCGGCCGGAAAGAAAACCUGAUACAGCAUUUCGGAAACCCCCGGUUCGAGCUCAUCCGCCACGACGUCGUCGAGCCCAUCUUGUUGGAAGUAGACCAGAUCUACCAUUUGGCUUGCCCUGCCUCCCCUGUCUAUUACAAGUACAACCCUGUCAAGACCAUCAAGACAAAUGUGAUGGGAACAUUAAACAUGUUGGGUUUAGCAAAGAGGGUUGGUGCUAGGUUCUUGCUGACAAGUACCAGUGAGGUGUAUGGUGACCCUUUGGAGCACCCACAGACCGAGACUUACUGGGGCAAUGUCAACCCCAUUGGUGUUAGGAGUUGUUAUGAUGAGGGAAAACGUACAGCUGAGACAUUAACGAUGGAUUACCAUAGAGGACUCAACAUUGAGGUAAGAAUUGCUAGAAUCUUUAACACAUAUGGACCGCGUAUGUGCCUUGAUGAUGGCCGUGUUGUUAGCAAUUUUGUUGCUCAGGCAUUAAGAAAGGAAGCUAUGACUGUGUAUGGAGAUGGGAAGCAGACUAGGAGUUUCCAGUAUGUUUCUGAUUUGGUAGAAGGCCUAAUCAGAUUGAUGGAAGGUGAUCAUGUUGGUCCAUUCAAUCUUGGGAAUCCUGGUGAAUUUACAAUGCUUGAAUUGGCAAAGGUUGUGCAAGACACAAUUGAACCAAGUGCGGAGAUAGAGUUCAGGCCAAACACGGAAGACGACCCUCACAAGAGAAAGCCAGACAUCACAAGAGCCAAACAACUCCUUGGAUGGGAGCCCACAAUCUCCCUCCGGGAGGGGCUUCCGCUCAUGGUUUCCGACUUCCGGAAACGGAUAUUCGGCGACGAGAAGUUCGUCUCCGGCGUCGACACUCAGUAAUAUAAAGCUUCGUUUGUCUCAUCAUUAAAUGAAAUAAGAAAAAGAUGUAGAGAGGUGGUAAUAAUAAGGCAAAAAAUUGGAAAAUAGUCAUUAGAAUGAGUUUAGCUUCUUUUUUUUUUUUUUUUUGUUGGUAAAAUUGUAUUUAGUGCUCGAGAAUAAUGUCUUCACAGAGUAAAAUAUAUUGUAUAAUUUUAGUAUACUAGUCAUGUAAUUUAUUUCGAAUGAUACAAAAACAUGUAUCAUGAAACAACUAUUUAUCAAGUAAAGAAAAUUUAAAAAUG